UAUCGAGCCCUGCACUAUGGCGAACGUCGUGACAAUGCAUGAACGGCGUGAUCUGUCAUCGCACAACUUAACACAAUACAUUGUUUACAAGUCCACAUGUACACGGGAACAACAACAAAUUUGCCAGAUCAACAGCAAUUCACAUCGAAAAUUCAGAAGAAAAUCUUGGUGGAACAGCAAUUGACUGAACGAUGGCUGGAGUUGGAGAAGAAUUCCAAUGCAUUCCGAUACAAAUUGAAUGUGCAGAAGCAGAAAACCCUCGAUGGAAAAUUCAAUGCAAUCGUACAGUUGAACACCGAACGUACAUCAUUGCGACGUAAACCACAGGUCAUCACAUCAAUCGUUCAGCCGUUCGACGAGAAUGUAUUUAAUUUCAAAAAAGUGAACGAGUGUGAGAUAUUACUUCGAUGCCACGAUCAAUUGAAUGCGAAAUCAUCGGCCCCACAUGGAAUAGUGACGUUUUUGGUGAACAACAGCCCAUUAACAAAAUACCAUUCACUGAUUUGUCCGAGAGUAAACGAAAAUCUGUCACAGAUCAUGAAUAAAGAGUGCAUUGAAUUCGCCAUUGACUUGAUGACCGGUCUAGAUGACCAUGGCUACCGACUUGGCUAUAAUAGCCUGGGUGCAUUUGCUUCGGUUAAUCACUUACAUUUGCAUCUGAUUCAUGUACCAGAGAAACUUUACCUUGAAGAUGCUGAAAUCAUCGAAAUGUCUGAUAAUGUAUUCAAAAUCGAAUUUCCAACAUUCGCAAUGUGUAUGCCGGUUUUUCACUGGACUGACAGAGAAGCUGUUGCCAACAAAUUCAUGAAAAUAAUUACAUAUUUUUGUGAAAAAUCAAUACCGCACAACAUAUUCAUCACACAUGGAAGACAUCGCGAUACAAAUUUGGUGAAAAUUUUUAUUUUUCCACGGUCAAGUAUGUCGGAUAAACAUGUCGCCUCGUUCAACAUAGCAUUUUGUGAAUUGGUGGGAUAUGUUCCGGUUGGAGAUGUCGACGUAUAUGAGAAUCUUACGGAGGAUUUUCUUCUCGAUAAAAUAUCAACAGCCAUUGGACCAAUUGAUCGUCAAGCGAUUGAGGCUGAUAUCUUAAAAUUGAUAUCGAACGACAUCAUAGAUUGAAACUAGAUUUAGAAUUAAAAAAUAAUAAGCAAAAAUCUAUGGAUUAUUCUAAUUUAUUUAAAGCCAAAUAGAGACGACUUGUCUAAAAUAAGAAAAAUAUCAAAAGAAAAUUAUAGGCACAUGAGAUUUUUGGAACACCGGAAUAUUUCUCAAAAAAAUCUUUUUAUCCAAAGGAAAAUUUUCCAGAAAAUUUAAUGAUUUGUUGAAGAAAAAUUCACAAAUUUCGGAAAACGUUCAUUAGGAGAGAAUUUUUUUGGGAAAUGUUCCGGAAUUCGAUAUUUAUACCAUUUAUUUGAAGUAGAAUUUUGAAAAAAUCUAUGCAUAUUUUCAAUGAGCAACUCUUAUUAGCAUGUAUGUAUGUAAGAUUUUUAAAAGAGGUUCAAUUUUUUUCAUUCAUCAAAUAAUCAAAAAAUUAGAAAAAAAUACGCUGGAUCCAUGCACUUUCCAUUUUCUGGUAAGCUAACACGGCAUCGACUAACUAACUGAAGACAAAUUAAGCAAAUUCAGUUGUGUUGUAUGAGUUUUCAUAAAUUUAAAUAAUUUAAAUAAUUUCAUUGAUUUUGAUCAUUCUGAA
Messenger RNA from Contarinia nasturtii (swede midge), 1693 nucleotides. RefSeq names its product GDP-D-glucose phosphorylase 1. Gene Ontology annotation, cellular component: cytoplasm. NCBI's taxonomy places the organism in Eukaryota, Metazoa, Arthropoda, Insecta, Diptera, Cecidomyiidae. Gene Ontology annotation, molecular function: GDP-D-glucose phosphorylase activity. Gene Ontology annotation, biological process: glucose metabolic process. The coding region runs from base 97 to 1119 and encodes 340 amino acids. The transcript is spliced from 5 exons. The record is from RefSeq and is a predicted model, not a curated record.